AUGCUCCGUGGCGCUCCAGGACUAGGCCUCCGGGGCCUCAAGGGGGCUGAGGCCUCUGCAGAAGACUUAGGGGGCUCUUGCCCAGAGGCUGGGAGGGAUUUGGGGGUGCUGAGGGAAAACAGCGCUCCUCGCGGCGUGAGCGAGGCGGAGGAGGCUGCAGGCAGAAAGCGCAGCCGGCCGGUGCGGUCCAAGGCGAGGCGCAUGGCAGCCAAUGUGCGGGAACGCAAGCGCAUCUUGGAUUAUAAUGAGGCCUUCAACGCGCUGCGGCGCGCGCUGCGCCACGACCUGGGAGGCAAGAGGCUCUCCAAGAUCGCCACGCUGCGCCGGGCCAUCCACCGCAUCGCCGCACUCUCCCUGGUCCUGCGGGCCAGCCCCGCGCCCCGGGGGCCCUGCGGCCACCUGGAGUGCCACAACCAGGCCACCAUCCCCAAGGACUCUGCGCCCCUGCGGCCCUGGCCGGGCACCGCUGCGCUCAGCUUUGCGCCUCCUGCGCCCCGCUGCGCCACGUGCUCCCCACUCGCGCUCCUGGGACAGCCCCGGGUGGAGAUCGAGGCACCCAGCUUGGUCCAAGCUUCCGCAGGAAGCUGGUGCCGAUGCCCUGGGGGUCCCCCUGCUGGAUCGAUUCCCUGGCCACCGCGGGAUUAUCUGCGAACGAGCCCCAGGCUGAACUAUGAGCACUCUUGA
Dipodomys ordii (Ord's kangaroo rat) is the source of this 684-nucleotide messenger RNA. It is a transcript of the gene Bhlha9, whose product is annotated as basic helix-loop-helix family, member a9. Gene Ontology annotation, biological process: regulation of transcription by RNA polymerase II; developmental process. NCBI's taxonomy places the organism in Eukaryota, Metazoa, Chordata, Mammalia, Rodentia, Heteromyidae. The transcript has a single exon. The coding region runs from base 1 to 684 and encodes 227 amino acids. Gene Ontology annotation, molecular function: DNA-binding transcription factor activity, RNA polymerase II-specific; RNA polymerase II transcription regulatory region sequence-specific DNA binding; protein dimerization activity. The record is from RefSeq and is a predicted model, not a curated record.